Molecule: messenger RNA, 2052 nt
Organism: Helianthus annuus (common sunflower)
Lineage: Eukaryota; Viridiplantae; Streptophyta; Magnoliopsida; Asterales; Asteraceae
Exons: 2
Coding region: 1-2052 (683 amino acids)
Source: RefSeq, a predicted model, not a curated record
AUGGUUCUUCAAGUAGAGUUGGAAAAGAGAAUUGAUGAGGUGAUAGCAGAAAACAAAAAAUUGGAAGAUGAAUGCAAAAGAAUUGCUGAAAGAGAAAAGUCUCUUGCUGGAAAAGUGCAGAGAUUAGAAGGUGAAAACAAAGUGUUGGAACUAAAGAUUGAAGUUGAUCAGACAGAAAUUGAUGUUUUGAAAGUUCGAGUGUCUGAGUUAGAAGAGGAGAAGAGUCGUCGGGAAAGUGAAAACGAGUACUAUAAGCUGAAGAACAAAGAACUUAUGGCUGCUAAAGCACUACAUGAACAUAAGUUCUACAUGCUGAAUAGGGUUGUGGAAAGUAUGUUGGAGACGUCUGUGGAACAAAAGUAUGAAGAAUUGAAGUUAGAGGAUCUUCGUGCUGAACGUAAAGCAGAAGUAGAAAGGCAAAUGAAAGAAAAAGGUAAAGUUGUUGAAGGAAGUUCUGUAAUGUCUAUUGUGCCUUCAAUGGUGGUAGAUAAUCCAGUGCCUAUAUCCUCAGUUCCUGGUAUAGUUGAAGAAGAAAUUCAAUCGCCAAAGUUAAUUGGUGGCGAAGAAGAAGAGGAUGAUGAAGAUGAUGAUGAAGAAGAGUUUAUUUAUUCUGCAAGCAGUCACAGUUCAAAAGGUGAUGAUGACGAUGACGCUGCAGGAGGUACAGGUGUUAGAAUAUCUGAAGCUUCAAAAGAAAAAGUCGUUGAAGAUCUGCUGAACGACACAGUCAAUGAGGAAAGUGGUGAAGCUGGGGGAAAGGGGGAGUCGAGUAAGAAUCAGAUUGUCGAACAUCAUGAACCGUUGUUCUUAUGUCUAGAUGUGUAUAGGGAGAUGUUAAACGAUGUAAAUCCCGAGAAUCCAAUUGAUCUUGAAGCUGAUCUGGAAUCUUUUGAUAUCAAUAAACAGAAAGAUUACAAGUAUAACUAUGUUGAGGAUGCAGAUCAGUACGAUAGGGUUGAAGUAGAGGAUUGUUCUGAUAAUGAGGAUGUCCCUGAAGAUACAUCAAAACUUCCGACGUUAAUGGAGUUUUUCGCAGCAGAAAACAGAGAAGAGUUGCGUCAGAAAGUGACUGAAGCGGUGAAUGAAAAUGUGUUCGAGUGCUUGAGAAAAGAAGCUGAACAAGAAAGUCAAUCAAAUGUUGAGAAAGAAGAUCAUUCAAAAUGGUUUAAAGACAGUCAUGAGAGAAAGUUCAAGAGGCCUUUGAAGUUUUUUCAACGUGAUAGAUCUAUUUCUCUUGGUGAUAUCAUCAGUUGGGGUUUUCUUCCUCAAGUCAACGCCUAUGCAGUUAGAAGAGAAUAUGGUGUCCAAUACUUUAAACGUUUAUAUGACAUUAUGUCAUUACCAUGGUGGGAUGUCGAUGAGUUAUCUCAGGUGAGAACGUUGGAGUAUCAGGUGAGACAGAAUAAUAAAGCAAUGUGGGGAUAUAUCAAGUAUGAGACUCUCAGAGGUUAUCUGAAAUGGAAACCUCAUCGUCCAAGACGGGUUGAAAGAGUAGAUCCUGAAACUGGUGUAAGGGAAACUAUUCUGAAUGUAAAGCCUCCAAGAACCAUGACGACGAUUCCUAUGCCAGAAAUGGAACAAGAUUUUUACAAAGGGUUCAUUGAUUGGGUGUAUAGCUGUCUUACAACAGAAGCUAUCAUUACAUACAGAGCUGGUAGUGAGCUGAGAUAUAUUCGUGUCUAUGAUCCGAUGUGGCUGGUGAAUUGUUCGGCAAAAGACAUCGAAUGCUUGUUUAUUCACAAGAUUCGUUAUAAAGCAGAAGAUAAAGAUCAAGCUCAACAGUUCCAGCGUGUGGUAUCACUGUGCUUUCAAAAAGGAAUCAAUUCCGAAAGCAAGUGGAAAUCGUCUUGGUGGGCAUUGGAUGAAAAGAUGAAGAAGAAGGCUAAACGUGAACGUGAACGUGAAAAUCGUAGGAUGGAAGAGAAAAGAGGAAAGUUUUUGAAGAAACAACAGGAAGAAGAGAAGGCAGAGAAGCGAAAGCGUGAAAAGAUUAGAGUUGCAUUAAGCAGGAAGCCUAAAGGGCGUGAAGAACAUUACAAAGCUUCUAUCUGA